Molecule: messenger RNA, 1893 nt
Organism: Harmonia axyridis
Lineage: Eukaryota; Metazoa; Arthropoda; Insecta; Coleoptera; Coccinellidae
Exons: 1
Coding region: 766-1893 (375 amino acids)
Biological process (GO): DNA recombination; DNA integration
Molecular function (GO): DNA binding
Source: RefSeq, a predicted model, not a curated record
UUUCAAACACAUGGCAACAAGAUCUUUCAAUCAAGACCCCUUAGAAAAUUUUUUUUCACUGAUAAGAAGCCAUGGAGUGAGAAACAUAAAUCCUACAUGUUCUUCAUUUAUUACUUCUUUCAAAUCCCUGAUUUUAAAUAAUUUUAUGUCUCCUCAUUCCCCUAAUGCUAAUUGCGAAGAGGAUGAAACUUGCGGGGCCCUUGACAACCUAAAAGAGUUCAUCACCGCAAACAGAAGGACUGAUGAAAUAAUUUACAAUACCAUUCCUCCUAUAUAUCCUGCAAUGGAGGCACAAGUAUUCAACAAAAAAUUAGAUUUCGCUACCCCUUACGUUGCAGGAUAUAUAGGACGAAAAAUAAUAUGCAAAUUGAAUUGCGAUGUCUGCUCAAAUAUGUUAACGUCCAGUGUAAUCUCGAACACAAAUAUUUUAAUAAGAAAAAAACCUAUGCAAAUUGUACUAUGAUGCAUCCUUCAGAAUUUUAUUUGAAUAUUUUUCACCAAAUGAUUUCUGAAACUAUCUUGAUGAAUAAUAGCACUCGCCUGCGGCUCGUGCUGCAAACUUCAUCUGCGUGAGUUAUGACCUACAUUACCGCUCGUUGAAUAAUAUACUAUUAAUUCACGUGUCGUAUACAAAAUUUCAUCCCAUUUUGAUGAAAUUUCAAAUAAUGAAUACUUUUUAGAGGAAAUAUUAGAUAUAAUUCAAAUUCAUAACUAUUCGAUCGAUGGUUGCUAGGGCACUAUGUAAUUAAUUGUUUGCAAGUGUCAAUGAAAAUUAUAGAACCGUCAAAGAAUUUUUAUUUCGAAAAAAUGUUGAGCGGUGACGAAGAGGUUUUGGUUCCUGAGUGCAUUAUACAAGAAGCAAAUGAGGCAGCAGAAGCAGUAAUUCCAUUAAAAUCAAAAAUAUUGUACGAAAAGCAAUAUACGGCAUUUUGUGCCUGGAGAAAUAAUAAAAAAGCCAAAGGUGUCAACGAAAAAAUAAUUUUGGCGUAUAUUUCCGAACAAUCCAAAAAAGUUAAGUCGUCGUCUUUAUGGUCCUACUAUUCGCAACUCAAGAAAAUGUUGGCUCUGAAAGAAAAAAUAGACAUCGGCAGAUUUCACCAAGUCACCGCCUUUUUGAAGCAACAUUCCAGGGGAUACGUAGCAAAGAAGUCGAAGGUAUUCACAAGAGAGGAGUUUGAAUACUUUUUAGAUGCCGCUCCUGAUGAGCAAUAUUUAUUGAUAGGGGUAGUUUUUAUUAUGGGUGUUGCUGGAGGGUGUAGAAUCGGCGAGCUGGUGACUAUGUCCGUAUUGGUUAUUCAGAUUCCAGAUAGGAAAACUUAUAAGAAAAGAGUGUUCACUGUGGUCAAUGGUACUAAUAAGAUUGCUGCACUCGAUAUAUUCCGCAAUUAUAGGAACUUGAGGCCAAGCAAAGUUGAUCACAAGCGACUAUUUAUAAAUUAUAAAAAUGAAAAAUGUACCGUCCAGCCUGUAGGUGUGAAUACAUUUUCGAAAAUGCCCGUUUCAUUGCAAAGUAUUUUGGCCUUUCUGAUGCUGAACAAUAUACAUACAGGGCACAGUUUCAGGCGUUCUUCUGCAACCCUACUCGCAAAUUCUGGGGCAGAUUUUACAGUUUUGAAAAGACAUGGUGGAUGGCGCUCAAGUUCUGUUGCAGAAGGAUAUAUUGAAGAUUCACUACAAAACAAAAUAAAUAUUUCUGAACAAAUACUUGGUGGGGUCACAAAAACCGGAGUUCCUGAUGCAGAAAUGGAUAUUCCAGCAGGGCCUGAGAAGUCCUCAAAAACAUGUGCUAUAACGACUGAGCGUGUUUCCCUUGGAGGAGGUGCAAGUUUCCAGUUCCAUUUUCAAAAUCUUAAUAAUUGUAAUUUUUACUUUAAUGAUAGAAAUGACUGUUAA